Molecule: messenger RNA, 1900 nt
Organism: Penaeus indicus
Lineage: Eukaryota; Metazoa; Arthropoda; Malacostraca; Decapoda; Penaeidae
Gene: Acp29AB
Product: low affinity immunoglobulin epsilon Fc receptor-like
Exons: 5
Coding region: 105-569 (154 amino acids)
Molecular function (GO): signaling receptor activity
Source: RefSeq, a predicted model, not a curated record
UGCGCGGCAGCCUCCCCGUGUGAGCCCCGACGCCCCGCCGGCAGCUGCCGCCUUCAUAAGCGGCGGCGCCCGCUCCCCGCGCACUCGGCCUCGGCUCCGCGGCCAUGAGCUUCCUCCGCUGGCUGGCGUCGUUCCUCGCGACGGCCGCCCUCGCUCGCGCUACCUGCACGGAAAGCUGUUCUGAGACUUGGCUCCCUUUCGGCGGAUCCUCGUUCCUGCUGAGCUCAGGAAAGGCCACCUGGUUCAACGCCUUCACCGAGUGCCACGCUCUGAACGGCAGCCUGGCCGCCAUCCUGUCCGAGAGAGAGAACGAUUUCUUAGCUGGGCUACUGACAGUAUGCCGCGUAGACAAAGCAUGGAUCGGCCUCUCAGACGCAUAUAUCGAGAAUGUCUUCACGUGGGUCGAGGGAGAUAUGCUCUUCAUGAACUUCGGACCGGGAGAGCCCAGCGGCUCGGGCGACCAUGCAUCGGAGGACUGCGUGGAGAUGCGCCAGGAUACAGGCUUCCAGUGGAACGAUGAGUACUGCAUGGAAAAGAGGAGAUUUCUGUGUCGCAAGGACACCGAAUGAUCGUCUUUUCAUGAGGGGUGAGGCACACCCUUUGGAGUGGAAAUGUUCGUGAUCCACUUCAGUUUUCUGGAGUAAUUGCAUACGGUUUAAAAAAGACUGAAAUUUAUUUUCCUUUCUCCUUGUUUGUUAGGUUUUCUGCAUAGAUGUUACUAUAUAUGCAUGAGAGAGAGAGAGAGAGAGAGAGAGAGAGAGAGAGAGAGAGAGAGAGAGAGAGAGAGAGAGAGAGAGAGGGCAAGUACAAAUUUAGUCCAUAUUUUCUCUAUAUUCAUUAAACGAAUGUAAUAUACAAGCAAUAUGGCCUAUCAUUAUAAGUAAGGCUACCUUGAUUGCCUUCUACAUUUACGUAUGUUUCUCCUCCCCCUGUCUGUCUCUCUUCCCAUUGUCAUACAUCUCUUACAUUUCCUUUCCUAGCAUGUACGGCCGAAACCAAAGGAGUUUCCUUCGUUUCUUCAUUAAUUGGUCGUAUAAUGUUAAAUAAUCUUCUAAACAUAACUUACCUUUUAAUUCACAUUUUUUUUUAUCAUAUCAUUAAGCGGCGUUCAAUUGAGAAUGGACCAUAUAACACCUCUGUCGUAAUGUUUUUCUUUCCAAUAUUCCGCAGUAUGGUAAGCUUACUUUAGUGGCAGAUGGUCUAUGCUUUGGCUAACCUGGAAGCUGAAAAUUUAAGAAUAGGCCUAAUGUCAUAUCUUUAAAGAAAGGUGCAAAGACUCCUAAGUAAUGAUGUUAACACUUAUGAUGGUUACUGUUACAGAUAUUCGUUUGCUUAUUUUAUUUUCCUUUUAGCUGUUUUUUUCAUAAUACGCAAAAUCCAAGGUACAUAAAAACAGGUAGCUCCACUUCGUUGUAAUAAAAACAAAAACAAACAAACAAAAAAAAAACCUCUUCGCCUGUAUUUAUUGCAAACAUAUAUUCAUUUCAUAUAUUCUUGCUUUUUUAUAACUUUUUACAUGUUUUAUUAGUGAACAUUUUUCAAAGAAAAUGCACUGAAAAAAAGAAUUACCAUAAAAUAUCUCACAGAUUGACAUGGCCAAACAGGGGGCAGAGAUAUUGAUGUCAUUUCGUUUACCGUUUAUCCAAUGAAAGUGCACCGUAAAAUAUCAGAUAUAGCUCGAUACAUGAUUGUUUCCAUAAUCUAGUCGAUAGUGUUAUAAUUACUGGACGUAAAAACCAAAAUUUCCUUCUUCUAUAUAUGAUAAAGAGGAGUUCCUUACCAUGCACAACUGUCAGGAUAUUCUUGAAGUCAAUUUCAUUCAUGGGUUCAAUAGGCUAAAUGGAAAUGGAGCUCCCUGGUUAUUUGUACCUUGAUAAACCAAAAUAAAUGAAUACAGGUG